Molecule: messenger RNA, 2328 nt
Organism: Alternaria rosae
Lineage: Eukaryota; Fungi; Ascomycota; Dothideomycetes; Pleosporales; Pleosporaceae
Product: pre-mRNA-processing protein 45
Exons: 2
Coding region: 348-2015 (555 amino acids)
Biological process (GO): mRNA splicing, via spliceosome
Cellular component (GO): spliceosomal complex
Source: RefSeq, a predicted model, not a curated record
GAAAAUUAAGGCCAGACACCCUUCUCUCCUGUCGCAGACACUGUAAUCUCGCCCGCAAUACAAGGUUCGCUGGCUCAGAUUCUAUAUCCAUGGUGAAAGCCACAUAAUUACAAACGGAACUGCGCGCUUCGUCUCAUUGAUUGGCUGUUGCAUUGUAAAGGGAAAACUAUGUAGACAGGUGCUGGGUUGUGAGGCAGCUAUGCGCACGUGACCUCGGCGGUGGCUGAACCAGAACGCCGAGGGUCUGAUGAAAUCUUGCCCAGCAACAUCAUCACCACCACGAUCAUUGCCAAUCGCGAUACCCAACCCUCAUAACAUCGCGAACUGCCCUCGCGCCUAGACCGACCAUGUCCAUCGCAGCUUUAUCCAAGUCGCUACCAAAGCCAAAAUACUCGGGCGAAGAAGAGGAGCUCACCAACAGCACGCGCGUGCUAACCGCAGAGCAAUACGAAGCGCAAGUAGUCGCGAAGAAGGGCCCGCCGCCCUAUGGCCAGAGGCAGCACUGGAGGCCCCGCGCGCCUGAAGACUUUGGCGAUGGAGGCGCAUUUCCGGAAGUACUGGUCGCGCAGUACCCGCUUGACAUGGGAAAGAAGGGCCAGCCAUCCACAUCGAAUGCUCUCGUGAGAAGAGUCGACGGCGAGGGCAAGACCAAGUACGACGAGAUCGCGCGACGCGGACACGGCGAUUCGAGGAUUGUGCAAGCCAGCUUCAAGGACCUUAUCCCUUUGCGCCAACAGGCAGACGCUGGCGAGCUGGACUUGUCGCGUCCUUCUGCGGAGGUUGUCCAAGCAACCAAGGAGAAGACUGAGCAGGCCCUCAUGGCACUGGUUCAAGGGCAAACUGCCGCGCAACGGCCCAAGAAUGUACAGGGCAGAAAGAACGACGAGCCGACCUUCGUCAGAUAUACACCCACAGCUCAGCAUGGCCAGGCCCAGGGCCAGACGCGCAUCAUCAAGAUCCAGCAAAGACAGAUCGAUCCCAUGGAGCCACCCAAAUUCAAGCACAAGCGCAUUCCUCGCGGACCGCCAUCGCCUCCCCCACCCGUCCUACACUCGCCGCCGCGAAAGCUGACCGCCGAAGACCAAGAACUUUGGAAAAUCCCACCCCCAAUCAGUAACUGGAAGAACCCCAAGGGAUACACAGUGCCACUAGACAAGCGUCUAGCAGCCGAUGGUCGGGGCUUGCAGGACAUCACGAUCAACGACAAGUUUGCUCAAUUCGGCGAAGCGCUGCAGGCAGCCGACAGACAUGCACGAGAGGAGGUUAAGCAGCGUGCGAUCAUGCAGCAAAGAUUGGCGGAGAAGGAGAAGCUACAAAAGGAGGAGCACCUGCGAAACCUGGCGAGAGAGGCACGAGAACAGCGCGCCAACACCUCCCGAAGACGAUCACAGAGCGAUUCGGACACCGAUUCGGAAGAAGAGGCAGUGCGGAAGCGAAUGGACGCUCGCAAGGAGCGACGGGAGGACUUCCAGCGCGAACUUCGGCAGUCGCGAAUGGGUACCGAGCGCAAGAUUCAGAUGCUGGCUCGGGAGCAGAAUCGUGAUAUUUCCGAAAAGGUCGCACUCGGUCUGGCAAAGCCGACACAGAGCGGAGAGUCAAUGUACGACUCGCGACUAUUCAACCAGUCUAGUGGAUUCAACGCUGGUUUUAACGAGGACAACCACUACGACAAGCCUCUGUUCGCAGCUCAGGAUGCCAUAAGCAGCAUCUACCGCCCGAGCGUACAGCAGGAUGACGGAGAGGACGAGGGACAGACCUACGACCGGAUCACCAAGUCGAGCAAGUUCGAAGUCCUCGGAAAGGCCAAGGAGGGCUUCAAGGGAGCAGAUCUGCAAGAAGCCCGGGACGGACCAGUUCAAUUUGAGAAGGAUACUGACGAUCCGUUCAACAUCAACCAGAUGAUUGACGAAGUUCGUGGUGAAAAGGGCGAGAAGACGGGGGAGAAGCGUUACGGCAUCCAGGAGCCGGAGGGCAGAUCAGCCAAGCGCGCCAGGGUCGAGGAUGACAGUGAUUGAACGUCUUUUAGCAUUACCAAGACAUAGUUAUUGGCGUUUGGGUCUUUUUGCAUAGCUCGAGUUGCUAGUGCAAUACUGUAGCAUUUACCGCGAUCAAAAUGGUCAUCAUUGAUCUGGCUCAAUCUUCUUAAUACAGAACUCACCAUAUAUAGUUGGGCGUUCCUGGUCACGAUAGCCUGCGCGAUUGUGUUAUCACACCUACCGACAGUCAUCGUAUAUGCUUACUACCCGUCAACGCUCCAUUGGUCAAGUCCCAAGGAUCCCAGUCUCGGAAGGCGCACCUUCGUCGGAAUGCCGCACCGACAACAGCUUC